Molecule: messenger RNA, 496 nt
Organism: Mollisia scopiformis
Lineage: Eukaryota; Fungi; Ascomycota; Leotiomycetes; Helotiales; Mollisiaceae
Exons: 1
Coding region: 86-343 (85 amino acids)
Source: RefSeq, a predicted model, not a curated record
UUCUGAUCAUACAUGAGUCGGCGAGCAAGGAGUCUUGACCAAGUCUUGUAAAGUUCGGAGCAGAGACUGAUCAGAUGGUCACGGGAUGUGGUACCUGAGUCACCCUCUCCAUUUAGCUUUGGUUUCACGAUGUCAAUACUUCCAACUACCGAAGACCAGGUGUCACAGGGAGCAAAAGAAAACAUGGCCUCGAGUUUUAGUCAGCACAGCCGUUUUCUUUUCGUCCUACUACGACUAUUUCGCCCACAUGGUGAGGCAAGUCUUCGGAGCUGCAAUAUUCCGUAGGCUACAGGCGACUUACCUGCAAGGCUGCUAUAGGACUGCAGCUUUCCGCUUUCGGUGACAAAGCUUGGACUGUUCCUUUCGAAUAUUGUAUCGUGUGCCUCCAGGAUGGCAAAUCGGAGGUCAAAUAUUGUGAAGAAUCUUCAUAUUGCCCUUUGAGCCUCAAAGGUGUAGCUGAAGCGGCGCCCUAAAUACCAAAAGCCUGAGUCAACCA